GCGAGUGUGAAACAGACUCAAAGAUGAAGCAUUAUUGUAUCAUCAAACACGCCGUCUUCAAAGAGUUCCUCGCCGAGUUCCUCGGGACGUUUGUGCUGGUGUUGUUUGGUUGUGGGUCUGUGGCUCAGACGGUGUUGAGCAGAAACACACUCGGCGAGCCGUUGACCGUUCACAUCGGCUUCAGCACUGGACUCAUGAUGGGUGUGUAUGUGUCCGGCGGCGUCUCAGGUGGUCACCUGAAUCCCGCCGUCUCUCUGGCGAUGGUGGUUCUGGGGAAGCUGAAGUUCUGGAAGUUUCCCAUCUAUAUUCUCGCUCAGCUGCUGGGAGCGUUCGCAGGAGCGGCCGGAGUGUUUGGACUCUAUUACGAUGCGUUCAUGGAUUUCACGAGUGGAAUUCUGUCUAUGACGGGAAUCAGUGCCACAGGACACAUUUUUGCAUCCUAUCCCGGCAGACACCUCACAAUACUGGGCGGAUUUGUGGAUCAGGUGGUUGGCACAGGAAUGCUGGUUCUGUGUAUUCUGGCCAUCAAUGACGGGAGGAACAUGGGUGCUCCUAAAGGUGUGGAGCCUCUAGCCAUCGGUCUGAUUCUCCUGGGCAUCAGUGUUUCUAUGGGCCUGAACUGCGGAUACCCGCUGAAUCCCGCACGAGAUCUCGGGCCGCGGCUCUUCACCGCUGUAGCUGGAUGGGGGAUGGAGGUGUUCAGUACUGCUGAUUACUGGUGGUGGAUUCCCGUGGCAGGACCGCUGGUGGGGGGUGUGGCCGGUGCAAUCAUCUACUUCCUGUUGAUUGAGUUGCAUCACUCCAAUCACACGGACAAGCCUCAUGAAGAACCUGUGGAAGAGGAGGAGGACGAGGAGGAUGAAGAUGAGGACAGCAGCCUGAAGGACAAAUAUGAGAUGAUCAACAUGAGCUAGAAACCAGAAGCAUGAAUUUACAGAAGAUACAUGAAUGAGUGAAUAAAUGUUCAAUAAAACUUCAGUUCAAAUACCACAGAAAAUCAUUUCAACUCUUAUUGUUUGUAUUAUAAAGACAAACAAAAAUGACUCAAAAUGGAAACACAUUGAAAUAUUAUGCAAUAUUUAAUAUACAUCUAAUAUAUAUGAAAGGGCUGUUUCUACAGAGAGAAAUCACACAGGAAUCAUGUCUGUAACACAAAACCAGACGUUCAUCUGCCAAGAAACGUUCCACCUCAAAAGAAUGAUUCAGAGACACAUAAUGGCAAUAAUAUACUGUAAGUGCUUUAACAAAAGUACAAGCUGCACAUUUGUGCUUUUAACCCUUCAGAACACUUUCCCCAUAGAUAUCCAUCGUAUGUGCUUUACUGUAAACACUUGUGAGGAAUUAAACCAUUCUUAUGGUAAUCGACUGCAUGUUACAGACGCUCUAGAGCUGGACUUCAAUCCAGAACAUUCAUGUACAUUUGCUCUGUAAGAUGUUGUUAAUUAUACUGUUCAUGUUCGAUUGAUCUGUGCUGUCGUCCUCUCAUCAGGAAAUCUGUCCAGAUUGUGUCUUUAUACUGUUCAUGAAAAACCUCCAGAGACGAACACACGGCUGCAUUUCACAUUCAGUGUUUCUGCACAUCUCAUUAACAGAUUUCAC
Xyrauchen texanus (razorback sucker) is the source of this 1599-nucleotide messenger RNA. Its product is annotated as aquaporin-9-like. The transcript is spliced from 6 exons. The record is from RefSeq and is a predicted model, not a curated record. Gene Ontology annotation, biological process: water transport; glycerol transmembrane transport. NCBI's taxonomy places the organism in Eukaryota, Metazoa, Chordata, Actinopteri, Cypriniformes, Catostomidae. Gene Ontology annotation, molecular function: glycerol channel activity; urea transmembrane transporter activity; water channel activity. Gene Ontology annotation, cellular component: plasma membrane; basolateral plasma membrane. The coding region runs from base 24 to 914 and encodes 296 amino acids.